AAUUCGUUAUUUUUAUGAAAGCGUCUUCAAUUUCAAAUAAAAUAAAAAUAAAAGAGUCAUUAAAAAUCUUUUAUAAUGUCGAACUUUCCUGCGCUUUCCUCGUUAGCACAGUUUGACGACCUUAUGCGGUGCUCAAAAGAACUGAUUGCUGGCAUCGCCGAAGAAAAAUUUCUGUUGUUCCUUCAUCAAUACGAGACCAUUAAAGUUGAUUAUCAAAGAAUAUUGGAUGAAGUAAGAGAUUUACAAAAUCAAUUAGAUGAACAAACACAGCAAACCAUCGCACUGGAUCGUAAGUUGAACUAUGCUCGAAAGAUGUUAGAAAUGGAACGAAAAUCUAGACGUGAAGUAGAUGCAGGAAAAGCUCAACUGGAAGCAAAGCUUGAUUCUUUGAGAACAAUGCUGUCAAAUGAUCACACGAUGAAAGAUGAAACUCGAAGACAUCUUCAAGUAUUGAGUUCUUAUAGUAAGAAACGAAAAUCCAACUACCAACCAAAUGAGGACGACAUUGCGAAUGACAUGAACUCGACAGGUUCUUUCCUUUCUGAUCUCUCAUUGACCCAAUCAGGAGACGAUCUUUUGGAUCCGAAAUCAACAACAAACAAUGUUAAAUGGAAGAAACAUCGUCCUUCCUUAAACAACAGUGGGAUUUUGUUGAACACAACUACCAGAAAAUCUUUGGCCAGUGCAGAAAAGCGUAAAAGUGCAAGACAAAGCAUAUUGGAAUAUGGAUCAAAUGACAAAAUUGUUUCACAAACGAAACUUAUCAUCCCUACAAACAAAAGAGCUCCAAUUUAUGCUGAUACAAUAAUAAAAUCUUUUCCGAAAGGGCAUUUGGAACCAUCAACUUCUUCAUCUGAUGGAGAUCAAAAUAUGCCUUCUCAUGAUUCAGCAGCAGCAUGUAAAACUCCAACGCCGACUAAAACUCCAUUCAAUAAGAACUUCUUUACACCAUCAGCUCCUUUGUAUGAUGAUUUAGAUAACGUAAAAGAUGACGUUGUUUAUGCAACAGUAAAGAAGAGACCAACAGCAACAAUCAGUUCUCGUCCUCAUAAUUUCUCUUCGAAAACCUUUCUAAAGCCAGAAUCGUGUGGUUUUUGUACGAAAAAAAUUCGUUUCGGAUCAGUUGGGUCAAAGUGCACGAGUUGCCGAACAAAUGUUCAUCAAGAUUGUCGAGAUAAACUUACGAUCACAUGUGUGGCUCAAAAUGGAACUCCUAUGGUAAUGAAGUCAGGAACAGCUUUAGGACAAAUCAGUGACUAUACACCAGACAUCGCUCCAAUGGUCCCAGCACUCAUUGUACAUUGUGUCAAUGAAAUUGAAACUCGUGGACUUAAUGAAGUUGGAUUAUACCGAAUAAGUGGAAGUGAACGUGAUGUCAAAGCAUUGAAAGAGAAGUUUUUACGCAAUAAUGGUAUUCCGUGUUUGUCUGAGAUUGACGUUCAUGUUCUUUGUGGUUGUGUGAAAGAUUUUCUACGUUCAUUACGAGAACGUUUAAUUCCAAUGACGUUGUGGACAUUGUUCUCAAAUGCUGCUCAAAGAAUUCCAUCAGAAGACGACAGUGGAACUGUAAGCAAAGAUAUUUAUCAUGCUAUUGAGAUCCUUCCUCAAGCAAAUCGCGAUACUCUCGCAUAUUUGAUGAUGCAUUUCCAACGAUUAUCUGAAUGCCCUGAUGUUAAAAUGCCUUUGACUAACUUUGCAAAAAUAUUCGGCCCCACAAUUAUUGGCUACUCUUGUGCUGAACCUGAUCAACAUAUGAUGUUUGCUGAAACUCAAGUCCAAUAUUCAGUCAUGUUUUCAUUAUUGAAUGUCCCUACUGACUAUUGGAGUAAAUUUAUAACACUCAACAAGCCAACGAGACAAGAAGAAAACCGUGAAAUCGAAACUUAUGGAAGAAGAUUCUACUCAGGAACACCAUCAAUGAAGGUUGUCAGAAAAGAACGCAAAUUCUAUAACACUCCGCCAUAUUCUGCAAUUUCCAAAAAGAAGAAGACAACAGCUACAACCAAAAUAUCACCUUUACAACAACUUCUAGAAGAUAUAAACUUCCAAAGAACAAAGGAGCUUAGAAAUUUUCAACAAGAUGACAUGGGAUUUGUUGUUUUGCAAGGUAAUACACAAUGGACAGAAAUAUUCGUUCGCCAUUUCCUGUUUCAAAAUCCAGAAGCAGCUAUGGAUCAAGAUGAUCUUUUGUUUUUCGUUCGCAAGAAAUAUGUUAAAGGAAGCAACAGAGCAGCACCAAAGUAUGAUACUGAAAUCGAAGUGUUUCGAAAGGAUUCCAAGAAACUUCCUAUCGGUGAUCCAGAAGUUGAUUGGGAAGAAACCGUUUAUCUUAAUUUAGUGAUUCAUCAAUUUGAUUAUUUCCUUACGCUUGCCAUUUGUACACGCACAUCACCAAAAGAACUUCAAGUACUUAAACGUCAUUCCCAAAGAGUUUACGCUAGUCCAUCAAGAAGAAAAAUGGAUUCUAAAGGCGAAUCGGAAGAUAUCACAUUUCCUCACAUUUGCUUUAUGGUUGAUAAUUUCGAUGAAGUCUUUUCGGAUAUAUUUGUUCGUGAUGGUGAAAUGGUCUGUGUCGAACUAGUAGCCAAAGAUCACGAUGGAAGUACCCAAGGUGUGAUCUUUUUAGGGUCAAUUCGCUAUGACGCACUUAAAAAGGUUUACGAUGCAAGACAAAGUAGUCUUAGCUCGAAGAUGGCACAGAGAAUGAUUUUCGGUUUAUUCAGUUCUGUACCACAAAUGCGUUGUGAAUUUGUUCGCAUGAAAGGACCAUCAAGCAAAGGAUUUGCAGAGAUGGCAGUAACAAAACCCAAAGGAAGUGGAAUUGAAACACCAACUAGUGAACCGGGUUUUUGUAUGACUGAUAUGUGGGAUUCCGAAUGUGAAGAUAAACUUGACGAAUUUUACGAAACACGACAUCAACGUCGUUUAAGUGACCCAAGUUCAAAUCUCAACAACUUUUCAAAGAAUAAUUGGCGUACAAAACCUCAUCAGACAACUUCCAAUACUAAAGCUUUGUCCCAAAAUGAAGGAUUGGAUUCAUUAGCAAAUGACAUCUCAGAAAUUGAAGCUGGUGAUCUUAGAGACGAUCGUCCUGCUUCUUCAGCAUCGGAUACGGAAAAGAAACCAAAGAAUGGUUGCCAGCAAACCAUUGAACCGCCGUUAUCACCUUCAACAACAUGUUGCAGUUGCUUUUCAACAACUAAGUCAAUGUGUGCUAAAAAUGCUUCCGUUCAAUUUUCGGAAAUUUAUUGUCCCACAUGCUCUAAUAUUUCAAUAAAUUCACUGAAGACUGAAACAACAAUAAACAAACUUGGGCAUCCAGAACAUAUAAAUAGGUUUUCUAAAUUAAAAACUGAGAAUGAAUAUUCAAAAUAUCGUCAACAAAAAUUUGUGUUUGGAAAGUCAAACAUGAGAAAGACUUUCGGAGCGAAAAUUAAAGAAUCAUUCGAAGAUGUCACAGAUAAUGCUGAUGAAUAUGAAAUGGCAAGCGAAGCUGCAAAUACGGAAGAUAAAUCGAAGAUUUAUCAAAAUGACCAAGCGAAAAUUGAAAAAUUGACGGAUAAAGAUAAAAAACAGAUGAUCAAAGUUAAUGGAAAAGAAGAAAUUCCAUUUUUUGAUAUUGAAUUGGAACAAAAUUUUAUUACGGAAUAUUCAGAUCUUUCAGAAACUGGUGAUAAAUCAAAUACAAAAACGUCUGAUUGUGGAACCGCAAAAGUUAAUUUUACAUAUAAUGUUGCAAUGAAGAUUGAUAAAACCGAUGAAAAAUGUAACGAGAGCAAUAGCAAAGACAAAUUAAGUUUCCCAUCAAUUAAUAAUAAGAGAUUAAAGAAUAUAAUUGCAAUUCCACAACGAACGACAACUGAUGGAACUAAAAUUUAUUACAUUUGCGAUCUGCCUCUGCAACUAAAAAAAGAACUUGAUGAUGGCCAAUACAAUCCUCUUUGGACUACAAAAGGUUUCACUCAAACAUUCCACUUCUGGAAGGAAAAUCGACGACAGUCAUCAACACCUUUGAACGCUUACAUAACUUACAUUAGUUUACCUUGGUUUUGUAUCGUAAAAGAUCUUAUUGAUCAUCGAGAGAUGCCAAUUUUGACUUUUUAAAUGAUGUCGAAUUUUGAUUUGAAUAUAUUGUGUUAUUAUCAUAAACUUAGAUCUCAGUUAAUUCAGUGAUUAUCCAAUACUUAUAAAUUUGCUUUAAAUAUCUUUAAACCACAGAUAGUGUUAGAAAAUUCAAAUUUCUAAAAUUCUUACUUCUUACCUUUAAAAAUAUAUCGAAUUACGAAAUUGAUGAAAAUAAUAAAACGAAACUUUAUAAACAUGAAACGAAAAAU
Messenger RNA from Clunio marinus, 4334 nucleotides. The record is from the annotation of a GenBank genome assembly. Lineage: Eukaryota; Metazoa; Arthropoda; Insecta; Diptera; Chironomidae.